AUGGAACCUUUCCUCCAAUGGGAUUUCCCAUAUGAGCUGAUAAAACCCGUCAACCGUGGAUCUGAGACCAUUGCCCUUUUUCAUGACAGCUUGUAUAACCAAGAUGGUAUUGGCCGAGACUUAGCAGCAGCUAUUCAAACUGCCACUGCUGAAACCUCUCACCAACACCAAUUCUUUCAGCUUUACGCACCUCUGAGGCUCUUGGUUAGAGCAGUCGAAUUCAAUAAAGCCCAAAGGUUGAAAGCGGACUCACUCGUGCAGCUUUACAUUGCGCAAUCUCUAUUACCAGACCUUCCCGACGCACUUCAAAGCGAUGUACCAGCUCCGGAAUUGAUUCGCCGAGUGGGAAGGGGCGAUAUUUACAGUUCUUCAAUAUGGUUAGGGACUGAGCCGACUUACACCCCGUUACACCGGGAUCCAAACCCGAAUUUGUUCUGCCAGCUGUGCAGUAGCAAAGUGGUGAGGCUUAUGCCUCCCGAGAGAGGACUCGCGCUAUAUAAUGGCGUGCAGAAGCAGCUUCGACGAUUGGGAAAUAGCCGAAUAAGAUCCACAGAGAUGAUGGAGGGAGAAGAGAGGGAGAUGCUUCAUAGUGCCGUUUGGGGAGACGAACCGAUGGCAACAGAUGCCCAAGAGGUGACACUACGUGCCGGAGAUGGGUUAUUUAUACCAAAAGGCUGGUGGCAUUCUAUUAGGAGCGAGCAAUCGGACGGACAGCUAAAUGGAUCAGUCAACUGGUGGUUCCGUUGA
Trichoderma harzianum CBS 226.95 is the source of this 747-nucleotide messenger RNA. RefSeq lists its product as hypothetical. Lineage: Eukaryota; Fungi; Ascomycota; Sordariomycetes; Hypocreales; Hypocreaceae. The record is from RefSeq and is a predicted model, not a curated record. The transcript has a single exon. Gene Ontology annotation, molecular function: 2-oxoglutarate-dependent dioxygenase activity. The coding region runs from base 1 to 747 and encodes 248 amino acids.